CUUUGCCAGCAGCUGCUCUCAAUUGACAGAAUAUUAGUGUUACUACCCUGAAGGCUGCUCCGAAACAUUUGACCUGAAUGUUCCGGGCUUCCCUGCGGUCUGUUUCAGACCCUCUCCGCGAACAUGUCUGCAUCUCCUGUUUAGCCCAGAGGCUCGGAGGUCGCACUAGGCUCCGUCUGUACUCCAACACUCCAUAUCGCGCAAACUCGAGCAUCGAAGAUGCAUCCGCUCGAGUUGUCUCAGAGGGUUUGUCGGCUCUAGACAAGAGUCCACCACCGCAGAAAGACCGGAAAAGCCGAUCUCCUGGCGAACGUUCAAAGCAGCACAACAAGAGACUCAAUAACCUCAAGUCAACUUCCAAUGCUCUCGAGGAUGGUGAAGCUGCUACGACCAAAACUGACGAUGACACUACCUCGCCAGCCGAGGAUGGCGAGCCAUCCAAGGAUCAGUCGGUGCAUACGGCUGGCAAGGGAUCAAAGAAAAUUACCGGGAAGGCUCGAAAGAUGUCUGCGAUAAAAACUCGGAGAGCCUUAGCCAAGGAGAAGCAAAAGACAAAAGCCUCAAAAGACCAUCCAGAACAGAAAGAACAACUCGCUGCAGAGACCCAAGAAGAUCCGGCAUCUCGUAUCAAGUCGUCGCUCCAAUCGAUCGUUUCUCACCUGGAUUCAACGAAAGCUACAAGUGUAAGAGAACAGGAAAGCCCUAAGAACUUGUCAUUUGUUAUGAGCUCUAUAUACGCAAAGGAGCUUGGCAAGGUUGAAUCGAAAGACCUGCAAUUGAAUCCUCUGGAUGUUGAAACAGCGCCCGUUCCCCGACUCUCUUUUGGCCUUGAAAGGGUUCUUUUUAACCCAGGUGUUUACCAUCUUCGGGACCCACGGUCUCGUGUCUACAAUUUCGACCCCUACUUGGGCCAGAUCAUGCCUGUCACCGAAUUCGAUUUUGAUGCUUUGAAGGACUAUAUCACCUCUUCCAAGGAUCAGACGCUCCGGGAUAUAGCGGUGAAGGAGAAAAAGAAGUACAUAGGAUCAUCUUCGAGCAUGACCUCUGUGUUGUCACACUUUCAUUAUCUCCUUUCGGCAUGGAGGGGAGUUGAUAUUCGGACCUUGUCCCAAGGCUUUCCGGAUAAAUUAAGGUCCUUCACACGUCUCCUGCGUGCUCCUUCAGCCAUGUUUCUCCGAUACCAAGAUGGGGUCUAUGCCAUCGACGCGGACAAAGAGUUUGAGUCUGCCAAUAUCCUAAUGAACUUGGGAAAGUCAAUGGAGAAACUCCUUACCUUACCGAAGGAUGAUUUUGAACGCUACAGGCGGUCGAGUGAGAACAAGAUCUCUGCCGAGGAGGAACAGGCUAUUCCCGAGUCCUACCACUAUUCUACGCUUGGUGAUUUCCUCAUGAGAUCUCAGUUAGAUGCGUAUGACCCCAGGCUUCCUGGAACUGGCAUGUUCGAUCUCAAAACGAGGGCUGUAGUCUCCAUUCGGAUGGACGCUCGUAACUUCGAACGUGGUCUUGGUUAUGAAAUUCAAAACCGCUACGGCGCCUUUGAAUCCUACGAACGCGAGUUUUACGACAUGAUCCGAGCGGCCUUUCUUAAAUACUCUCUUCAGGUGCGAAUUGGCCGUAUGGAUGGUAUCUUCGUUGCCUUUCACAACAUUGAGCGUAUCUUCGGAUUCCAGUACGUCAGCUUGCCGGAAAUGGAUCAGACACUGCAUGGCCAGUAUAACACGGCAUUAGGUGAUACGGAGUUCCGCCUGAGUCUAGCAUUGUGGAACAAAAUUCUAGACAAGGUCACGACGAAGUUCCCCGAAAGGUCCAUUCGUCUUCACUUUGAAACCCGAGACGCCCAAACUCCGUUCAUGUACAUCUUUGCCGAACCUGUCACUGACGAUGAGAUUCACUCCAUUCAGACCAGGAAUCAAGCUGAAAUCGAUGCGUACCAGCGACGGGUCUUGAAUUUAGCUCCCUCCGAGGAAGAAGAUGUACCAUCCACGGAUGGUAAAGAAGAGCUUCAACCGUCUAGCAGUUCUGAUAAGCAAGAAGGGUCAGUUGAGGAAGAGAGGAGAUCAACAGAGCUUGGCCCCGAUGAUUAUGAAGUGGAAUAUGACUCAUCAGCGCCGCUUGACGAAGCUUUCCUCUCGGAAGUUGAAAAUGAAGUCGCGGAGAAAGCCCCUAAUAAUGGCCGCGAGUUACUUGCCAUGACUCUUGUGACCAAAAACUUUGUCAACGGUAGAAUCGUUGAACGGCCCAGCGACCUGAAAGCAAACGAUGAAUGGAAUGUCGAGUACGAACUAAGCGAACUGAAAGGGGAAAAGGCACGCGCGUUGUACGCAGCAUGUCAAAAACGUCGGGAGAAGGCUCUCACGGGCCGAGGAGAGGAUGAACAAGACGUCGCAAACAACGUAUACAUUCGGCGACUACGGGAGAUUAGCAAAAAGGGACGAGACUACCGCAGGAAAGAAAACAAGCUGGACAAAGAGAAUGGUAUUGUUGUGCUGGACGAGUCAGCCUAAUCAGUCAAAUUUGGGUUUCAGCAAGGGUGUAGUCAUGCGCCCCAUCCAUCCACCCACCUUUUUAAUCCUUCUCCAUUCUACAGAUACCUCUCAAGAUCUUAUGUAUAAUAUUGUCUCCAACUCCAAGUUUUAUGGUUGUGGAGUUGGACUGUUUGCAUCCAGGGCGUUAGGCCUGUGCUAUUCCUGUAUGGCGUUCGUUUGAUGUUCCAACCCAGGGUACUGAGUCUGGGAUUUAGAUAGCAUUGUGUAUACGAUUGGCUGUGUGUUUUUCUAGUUGGUAUAUACGUUACUUGCGGUUCUUAGACUCCUAAUCCAC
This is a messenger RNA of Aspergillus caelatus, 2820 nucleotides long. RefSeq names its product Pet127 family protein. The transcript is spliced from 5 exons. The record is from RefSeq and is a predicted model, not a curated record. Gene Ontology annotation, biological process: mitochondrial RNA 5'-end processing. Bases 78 to 2504 code for a protein of 808 amino acids. NCBI's taxonomy places the organism in Eukaryota, Fungi, Ascomycota, Eurotiomycetes, Eurotiales, Aspergillaceae. Gene Ontology annotation, cellular component: mitochondrial envelope; mitochondrion.